Molecule: messenger RNA, 408 nt
Organism: Bacillus rossius redtenbacheri
Lineage: Eukaryota; Metazoa; Arthropoda; Insecta; Phasmatodea; Bacillidae
Product: testis-specific gene A8 protein-like
Exons: 2
Coding region: 1-408 (135 amino acids)
Source: RefSeq, a predicted model, not a curated record
AUGAACGACUACCAGGAAGCAUAUGAGUCGUGGGCCGACGCAGACUUUCCAGAGUCAGACGCCGCCGCAACUGACGCCGCCGACGCCACCACUCCAGAUGCCGCCGCAACAGUCGCCGCCGCCACAACAGACGCCGCUGCCACCACACCAGACGCUGCCGCAACAGCCAACACACCAGACGCCGCCGCAACAGACGCCACCACACCAGACGCCACCGCAACUGAUGCAACCACACCAGACGCCGUCGCCGCAACUGACGCAACCACACCAGACGCCACCGCAACUGAUGCAACCACACCAGAUGCCGCCGCAACUGACGCAACCACACCAGACGCUGCCGCAACAGACGCCGCCGCAACCGACGCUACCACUCCAGACGCCGCCUCCGACGUCGCCGCCCCCAGCUGA